Ustilaginoidea virens is the source of this 2937-nucleotide messenger RNA. RefSeq lists its product as uncharacterized. Lineage: Eukaryota; Fungi; Ascomycota; Sordariomycetes; Hypocreales; Clavicipitaceae. The transcript is spliced from 2 exons. The coding region runs from base 1 to 2937 and encodes 978 amino acids. Gene Ontology annotation, cellular component: membrane; microtubule; cytoplasm. Gene Ontology annotation, molecular function: GTP binding; microtubule binding; GTPase activity. The record is from RefSeq and is a predicted model, not a curated record.
AUGGACCAGCAUGUGCGACUUGAACUGGAACCAGAGACCUUGCGGGCCUUGUACGACAUGAGCAACACUCUUCCCGAUCCCAUCCGUCAGCUCGCAAAGGUUGGCACCACGCCUAUAGUGCCCCAGGUCGUCGCUAUUGGCGACAAGUCGUCGGGGAAAAGCUCCGCAUUGGAAGCCCUCACGGGCCUGCCCUUUGUGGUGAAUAAAAACGCUGGUGCAGAUCUCGCCGUCAGAGUAAUACUCCGUAAGGAACCCAACGUCAAAGUUCAAGCUACCCUCUGGCGCGAUGGUGCGGAUCGGAAAGCCAUGCUCAAGACAUCGGCGUUCAAGACCGAAACCUUGCGCCAUCUCAUCACCCAGGCGAGCAAAGCCUUGCGAGACUGGGAACGGGGGGAGCCAACCCGGGAACCCGAGCUGCGCAUCGAAAUAUAUGGUCCGGACGUCCCGGAUCUGACGCUCGUCGACAUUCCGAGCGGCUUUGACAACGAGCUGCUGAAUUCGCUGCUCGAGCAGGAAUGCACCAUCAUCUUGCUUGUUUUGAACGCAAACCGCAACCUGGAAUCACAGGGGGCUGUGCCCAUUGCGAGGAAUUUCGAUCCGCUCGAGGAAAGAACGGUCACGGCUGUCACGACGCCCGAGGCCCUAGUCAAAAACGGCCCCUGCUUCGAGCAGUACAUGGACUUUCUCAUGGGAACGAGAUACCUUGACGGCAGGACGCCUACUCGGUAUAUCCUGAGAAACAGGAACGGACAAGAAGUCGACGAAGCCGCACGUGGGAAGCCAUGCAUGACGAGGGCGGAAAGAGAUAGGAAGGAAAGAGAAUUUUUCAAGUCGGAAGAGUGGCACUGUAUCCCCCAGGCCAAGGGGUGCUUGGCGCUGCGAAGAGGGAUAGCCCGCGCCAUGCAGCGAAACAUGCACCGCAAAACGCCUGCCUUGCUCGCCAAGGUGGAGAAUGAGAUUCAAAAACAGCAAGCGAGACUUGACCAGGUAGGAAGGGGCUGCAUCGGCGAGGAGGAGGAGGAGCAGCGCAAGUUUCUACGUCAAAUCGCCACGCAAUUCCGGGACCUGGCCGUUGCAGCCGUCAACGGCCAAUACGACGACGCCUUUUUUUCCCUGGGGGACGAGGCUGGACGCAAGAAGGGAAUCAGGUUGCGCUCUGUGCUUGGCAACUUGGCAUUGACCUUUGCCCAGGAGUUAGACAAGCCCUGGGAUCCAUCCGCCGAAACGCAAAUCAAGAACGAGCCCCGCUCCGUUUCCCCGGUGGACGAUGCUGAAGGGUUCCUGGUAAAGGAGGUUGAGAGGUGGAGUGCUGCUGCCAACAAGUACGUGGCGUCAGCCCUGGGAACCAGCCGGCGCUUUGUGCAACAGGCGGUCCGGUAUGUUGUCAGGAACAACGCGCACGUGGUUGGGAAUAUCGAAGGCGAGUACGUGGCGCGGCACUGGGUGAGAAGUGAAGCCGAAAUUCUGGGAAAGCUGGCGGAACUGACGGGACCGCUGCGGGCGCAUCGUGCCGCAUAUCUCAGGGGGGAGUUUUUCCGGUGGAGGGACGAAGCGAAGGUCAAGGUUGAGGGUGAAGGUGAAAAUCGACGCGCGGUCAAGCAACCAUCACAAUAUCAGCAGCAGCGGCGGCGGAAGCAGCAGGAGCAGAAACAACUAUUACCAGAACUACUACCAAGACCACAGCAAACGUCAGAGCAAACACAGCAAACACAAACACAGCAGCAGCAGCAACUUCUACUACUAACGCAGCUACAGACAAGACUGCAACAAUUACAGCCGACGCGACAGACACAGCUAAAUCAGCACCAGAACCAGCACCAGAAUCAGCACCAGCACCAGCACCAGCACCAGCACCAGCACCAGCACCAGCAUCAGCAUCAGCACCAGCAAGAGCAUCAGCUGCUGCAGCGGCGACAAGUGCAACUACAACUUCAAAUUGCCCAAUUACAGCAGUUUCAACAGCUGCAACAACCCCAGCAGCCGCUUGCCCAGCUUUACCUUCCGCAGCCGCUGCAACAACCCCAGCAGCAGCUUGCCCAGCUUUACCUUCCGCAGCCGCUGCAACAACCUCUGCAGCAGCAAGCCCAGAUUUACAUUCAACAACAGCAGCCGCAACAGGCUCAGCAAGGCGUCCCUAUACAAGGGGGCCAACCCUACCUUCAUAUUCCGCUGCCGGUGCAGGAGCUGUCGGCCGGCCCUCCUACACAUCAGUCCCACCACCAGCAAUCACCACAGAGCCAUGUACAAAACACGAACCAGCCUCGUCCCGCCAGAAACGAAGCUUCAACCCCCGACAUGCGGCAGCAAGCCGAGGAGUUUGUUACCAAGCACAAGCACAUUUUUGCGGAGAAUGUCAAGCUGUACAUCGUGAGGGAGUUGCUAAUGCGCAAGAUUCCCUCUAUUCUGAGCCGUCUUGGAGACGAGAGGCUCGAGCUUUCGGCGGUCCGGCGAUGUGCUUUGGAACCACAGCAGCAGCGGGAGAAACGGAAGCGUGCAGAGGAGAGUAUGGAGAUCUCCAAAAGGGCGCGUCAACAUUUGGAGGCGAGGCUGGGGGGGUUGCAUGAGGAGAAUCAGAGACCCGAGUCACCCCACGGCAGUUCAGAGGGGUACCAGGAGCUUCCGGGGCCCGAGACGGAGCUCGAGACGGAGCCGGAUGCGGAGAUGGUGCCGCUUGGCACUGAGGCUCGCCCCAGCCCUGACUCUGACGCCGGCCCCGACUCUCACCCUGGCCCCGAUCCUUACCCUGGCCCCGACUCUCUCCCUGGCCCCGGCUCCCACCCUGGCCCCGACCCCGACCCCGACCCCGACCUUGAGCCGGUAAUUAAGCGAUCGCGAUCGGUCGAGACCCUGCUUGAGGGCUCUCUGGAGCACAUUCCGCUAGCAACCCCCUUGCGACCCGACAUGGAGUACAGCACCUUGUCCUUUUCGGUCCGUUAA